CCGGGGUCUAUACCCCACCCAGGAGUCUCUACAAUAUCCAGGAACGACAUGCCUUCUGUGCUGGCUUUUUUCUGUGUAUCUGGUAGAGAGUAAACAUGGAAGCAAUGAGUGCUGCCUAUCUGCCAUCAUGGUGAAAUACAGUUUUUCUUCUGAGGACUGACUUAACUAGAUCUCCAAUAUGUGGGCAAGGCUGACUUCCCAAUUUACCAAGAAUAUAGAAGAGUCAAGACAAUCCAAGGGUCAAAGGCUAAGCUGCACUCAAGACUCUUGCCCUCCUAAGCCCCCAUCAAACCAAAAGGCUCAAGCUGUCCAGAUUCAGCUGCGGCAUGACGAUAUUUUCCAUGACAUCCCCACCUACUAUCUCCAGCCCUAUAUGCUAAGUUAUUACCCCAAAACUCAGCCUUUUAGUAAUGUGCUAGUAGAUGAGAUGGAUAUGAUGUUGACCAAAGCAGCCAUGGUUAUCCAGUCAGCCUGGCGAUGCCACCAUCUUCGACAGAAGCUGUCCAUGGAGUCAGAGGCAAGCAAGGCAGCAGAGGCCAUUCAGAGUGCCUGGCAUCAGCUUGGUGUCCACCAGAGUCUACAAUCUGCUUGGGAGCCAGGCUGCACGGCACAGGAGCAGAUCCAGGUUUUCAAAGGGUCUUGUUCACAGAAUACGAUAACUUCUGAGACAGUGACUGAGACUAGUAAAGACCAGAAGCAGCUUUGGAGACCACUGGUACAUUUCCAUCAGCAGAAAGUAAGGACCUCUACCCCUGAGCAAAGUACCGUGGACAGACAGACACAAGUCUCCUCCCAGAAGCAACUUUCCCAGUCAUAUCUAGAGACGCAGUCUCAGGAUCAGCUAGGGGCUAAAUCUGAGACCACUAAAUCUCAAAUACAUUUCGAUGAUAGAGAGAUCAAGGUCCCAUCCCAAACAUAUCCUGCUGAUACAGUGGUCAAGACCUCUUCUCAGAUAUAUCCUAUACCUGGAGAGGCCAAGGCCUUGUUCCAGGCACAACCCACAGCCAGAUUGCCACAGGAACACAGAGCUAGAAUGACCAAGGUCCCAACUCAGGCAAAUCUGGUAGCUGAAGUAGCCAACACCACAUCCCAGACACAGUUCUUAACUGAUGCGACCAAGGUCCUAUCCCAUGCAAAUCUGGCAGCUAAAGGGACCACAGCCCCACCCCAGGCACAUUCCACAGCUGGAGUGACCAAGGAACAUCCCGCCACUGGAACAGCCAAGGCCUCGUUGCAGCUGGAUGUGGUGGCCGUGGCAAACAAGGCCCCACACCAGGCACAACCCACGGCUGGAACAGCCAAGACCUCACCUCAACCACAUGUGGUGGCCAUGGCAAGCAAGACCCCACAGCAGGCACAGCCCACGGCUGGAACAGCCAAGACCUCACCUCAACCACAAGUGGCGGUCGUGGCAAGCAAGGCCCCGCACCAGACACAACCCACGGCUGGAACAGCCAAGACCUCACUACAACCACAAGUGGCGGUCGUGGCAAGCAAGGCCCCGCACCAGACACAACCCACGGCUGAAACAGCCAAGACCUCACUACAACCACAAGUGGCAGCCGAAACGAACAAGGCCCCACACCAGGUACAACCCAUGGCUGGAACAGCCAAGACCUCACUACAACCACAAGUGGCGGUCGUGGCAAGCAAGGCCCCGCACCAGACACAACCCACGGCUGAAACAGCCAAGACCUCACUACAACCACAAGUGGCAGCCGAAACGAACAAGGCCCCACACCAGGUACAACCCACGGCUGGAACAGCCAAGACCUCACCUCAACCACAUGUGGUGGCCAUGGCAAGCAAGACCCGACACCAGGCACAACCCACGGCUGGAACAGCUAAGGCCUCGUCACAGCCACAAGUGGUGGCCAUGGCGAACAAGGCCCCACACCAGGCAGAAAGAAUAGCCACAGCCUUGUCACAGCCACAUGUGGCAGCCACGGUGCAUAAAGCCCCACACCAGGCACAACCCAUGACUGGAACAGCCAAGGCCUCAUCCCAGUCAUAUCUGGCAACUGUGGUGAACAAGAUCCUACAUCAGGCACAACCCACAGCUGGAGUGACCAAAGUCUCACACAAGGAAAAUCUGGCAAGAAGAGUGGCCAAGGCCCCAACCCAAGAACACCCCAUAGCUAGAGCAGACAAAACCUCAUCCCAGUUACAUCUGGCAGCUGGAGGGACCAAGUCCCCCCCCCAGGCACACUCCACAGCUGGAACAGCCAAAGCCUCACAUGAGGAACAUCUGUUGUCUGGAACCAACAAGGCUCCAUUCCAGUCACAUCUAAUGGCUGAGAUGACCAAGGCUCCUUCUCAGGUAUAUUCCACAUCUAGGGUGAGUAAAUCCUCUUCUCAGAUACAUUCCACAGCUGAAGUGGCCAAGACACCAUCCUCAGCAUCACCCACAGUUAGAGUGAAUGAGUCCUCUUCCCAGACACAUUCCACAGCUAGAGUGACCAAGAUACCAUCUUGGGCACAUCUGGAGGUCAAGGCAACCCAAGUCCCAUCCCAUGAGUACUUGGAGGCUAAGGCAACCCAAGUCCCAUCUCAGAGUGAUCUGAAGAUGAAGAUAAUCCAGGGUCCACCUCAGUCAUAUCUGGAGACUCAAACCUCAUUGCAAGUCCAACAAGGGACCACAGGGACAAAGACAUCAUUGCAGGCACAGACAGGGCCACUUAUAUCCAAUUUUAUGUCCUGGAGAGACAUGGAUAUGACCAAAGCUCAAGCUCUCCAAGACCAGGGAGGGAUAAUGGCAGCUCCAGAGAUGGCAAAUGAAGAGAAUAGGGUGGGAAAGACUAAGCCCCUUCAGGAACAGCUGGGCACUGCGCUUUCCAAGGCUUUCUGUCAGGGAGAGGUGAGGGCAGCUUUAACAAGUGCUUUGUCCCAAGAAGUGCUGGGCUCUGGCACAGCCAGGAACUUACCUCAGGGGAUGCUGGGGCCAAUGUUGAUUAAGGCCCUGUCUCGUGGAGCUCUAGGGACAAACGUUUGGAGAGCCCUGUUCCCAGGGGAGCUGCUGGCAGAGGUAGCCAAAGCCAUGUCCCAAGGGAGGCUGGGGGAAGCCCUGGACAAGGCUCUGACCAAAGACGAAAGGUCUGCACUCAACCGGGCCCUCUCUCAGGGGGACCUGAGGACUGUCCUCAGCCAGAUUUUAUCCCAGGGUGUGUUGGCAACUAUGGCAAGACCUUUGGAUGUGGGAACAGCUUCAAGCCCACCCCUAAAGGAAGCAGGAGGUGGGGUCACACAAGCCAUAAGUCAGGUAGACGUGAGAAAGGCAAAGAGUACCAUCUUCUCAGCAGACCCCAGCCCAUCAAAAGUUGUCAUCUCAAGGGAGAAUAGUUGGCAGAAAAUCCCCCACGAAGAGACAUUGCUACCUGUGGAGACCAAAGUUAUCAGGGGGAUGGCCCCCAGCCUUCAUCAGGAUUCUGAGGCCAAUGCAGGAACUGGACCAAGUCUCCACCAAGUAUUCAUGUGUAACGGACUGGGCUCAGUUCUGCCCUGGGAGCCCAUGGCCACUGGAAUGACCCCAAAUCUGCCUCAGGGGACUGUGGCCAGUGGGCUUGUCCAAAGUCUGUUGCAGGGCCCUGUGGGUUAUGAGGCAGUCUCUACUCUGGACAAGCCGCCUGUGGCCAGUGCGGAGAUACCAAAUUUGUCUCAGGAAAAUGGGACCAAUGGAGUCAAGCUAGGCCUACACCAGACAUCUGUGGUCGAUGAGGUGACCCCAAGAUUACAACAACCAUCCAUGACCAGCAGGAUAACGCCAGAUUUACACCAGGAACCCAUGGCCAGUGGGGUAAUUCUAAGUUUGCAUCAGCUGCCUGUGGUCAGGGAGGUGACUCCAAGUUUGCAUCAGCCAUCUGAAGUCAAAGGAGUAGCUCAAAGCUUAUGCCCGGUCUCAGGAGGCAGCAGAGUGGUACCAAGUAUAUUUCAGGAUCCUACAGACAAUGGGACAGACCCAAGUUUAUACCAGGCAUCUGUGGCCAGUGAGAUCUCAACUAUAUAUCAAGGCCCUGAGGCCAGGGGGUUGGGCCGGAGUAACUUCCAGAGAUCUGUAGAAAACCAGGUAAUUCCAAGUCUAAAUCAGGCCCUGGUAGCUAGUGGAGUUCCCUCAAAUCUCUCCAAGGUAUCUAUAAUCACGGGGGUACCCUCAAGUCUCUAUAACGGAUCUAUGACCACUGCUAUACCUCCAAAUAUGUACCAGAUGUCUGGGGUCAGUGGGGUGGCCCCAAGUCUAUCCCAGCAGUCUUCGGUCAGUGGCAUGGUGCCAAGGCUACACCAGACAUCUGUGGCUCAUGGGGUGACCCCAAUUUUACAACAAGGAUCUGUGGUUAGUGGACUGGUUCCAGGUCUACAUCCAGCCUCCAUAAGCAGUGGCACGUCCCCAGACCUAAACCAGGCAUCCACAAUCAGUGAGAUGGCCGCCAAUACUUUAGGCCAGCGUGCAUCCCGGUCACCUAUGGGAAUUGGGAUUCUGAGUUCACAUCAAAACUUAACUUCUGAUAGAUUAACCAGAAGUCUGCCCUGGAGCUCCACGACCAAUAAGGUAAAUUCAAAGCUAGUCAGUGGGGUAGCCCACAAUCUAUAUCAGGGAUCCAUGAAUUCCAGGAUGGAUUCAGGCAUACCCUGGGAUUCAGUGGUCAUCAAAAUGCCCCCAAAUAUGUAUCAGAAGUCUAUGACUACUGAGAGUACCCCAAGUAAUCACAGGAGGUCUCUAACCAAUCUACACAAGGAAUUCAUGGCUAGAAGUGUGACACUAAGUCUACCUGCGGGCUCUUCAAUCUGUGGUGAGGGGCAAAAUGAUGCCCAGGAAGUUAGAGCUGGUUGGGGAGACCCAAGUUUGUACCAGAGCUCUGUGGCCACAAAGGUAGAACCUCAUGCAGCCCAGAAGUUCAUGAGCUACAAAGUGGGCCCGAAUCUGUCCCAGGAGGUAACUCCAAGUUCACUUAGGAUACCAGUGGUUAGGGAGGGGACUGCAAAUCAGGGAUCUGGAGUCAGUGUGCCAACUCCAAAUGUGCACUGGCAAUCUGAAGUCGAUGAGGUGAUAUCCAAGGUAUCCUUGGGACCUGGGAUCAAUGAACUAGUUCCAAACGGACAUAGGGCAGCUAGAGCCAUUGAAAUGGGCCCAAAUAUGCACCAAGGACCCAAAUUCAAUGAGGUAGCCCUAAAUGUGCCCUGGGGAUCUGUGGUCAGCAAGGUAGCCCCCACCAUUCGACAAGGAUCUGUAGUCAGUGAGGGGAUCUCAAGUGUGCCUCAGGUAACUGUAGUCAAUGUGCAUAAGGAAUCUACGGUCAGCAGAGUGCUUCAGGUAUCUAGGGUCAGGGGGGUAGCCCCAAGUUUGCCUCAGGAAUCUAUGGUCAGUGAAGGCAUUCCAAAUGUGAGUCAAAGAUAUAUAACUGGUGGAGUGGCCCCAGCUGUGUGUCAAAGACCUAUGCCCAAACCAGUGUCCACACAAGCGCAUUGGAAAUUAGCAUCUAGACAGUUGGUUCCAAAUCUGUUCCAGAAAUUUGUUUCCAAUGGGGAAGACCUCGGAAUGAAUCAGGGAUCUGUGGGUAGUGGGGUGGUCCCCAAAUCAAAUGUGAGAUCUAUGACCUAUGAGAUAGCCCCAAAUGUUCAUCAGGAAUCUGUGCCAACUGGGCCAGUCCAAACUGUGAGUUCGGGUUCUAUGACCAAUAGGGUAGUUCCAAGUGUAAGUUUGGGGCCUAUGACUAGUAAGUCAACCCCAAGUGCAGGUCAACAAUCUACGGCCAGUGAAGUCAUCUUAAGAGGACAUCAGGGAUCUAUGACCCUCGCAGUGGCCCCAAAUGUGAACUUGGGACUAGAGGACAAUAAGAUAGCCUCAAGCAUAUAUCAAGAACCCAUGGCCAGUGAGGUGGUCCCAAAUGCACAUCAGGGAUCCUUGAGCACUGGGCUGGCCCCAGCUAUAAGACAGAGAUCUGUGACCAGGGGCGUAGCCCCUAGUAUACACCAGGGACCUGCAGGUGGUGGGAUAGCCCCAAUCAUACAUCAUGGACCCAUGGCCAGUAGAGCAGUCCCAGGUGUGAGUCAGGGACACAUAGCCAGCGGGGGAAUCUCAAGGCUGCAUCAGGGAUCCAUGGCCAGUGGGGUAACAAGAGUAACCCCAAGUCAAGAAUCCGUAGCCAGCGGGGUAACACCAAGUAUCUACCAGAGGUUCCCAGAGAGUGGGGUGCCCCAGGGGCUCAUGGCUAGUGGAAUGCCCCCAAGGAUGUGUCAGGGAUCUCCUGCCGGUAGACUGGCCCUGAUUCAGGAGAGCUCCAGCAUCAGCUAUGUAACCAAACAGGUGACCUCGCAAUGCACACCUAGCACGGGAGCAACAAGCGUGCAACGGGCGUCUAUGGCCGGCGGAGUGGUGCCAAUUGUUAAUCAGAGAUCUGGUGCCAGUGGGGUCGUCCCAAAUGGCCUCUGGGGACUCAUGACCCAAAAGGUAAAUCCGGGUACCGUGCGGCAGGAGUCUGGGGGUAGGGAAGCAAAAACGAGCUCAGGUCUGGAGCAAGAAGUCCCUCGUCUCCCUCGGAAAGGCGGUAGCUGGCAACCAGAAAUAUCGGAAGCUGCCAGACAAUGUGCAGCCUCCGUGAUCCAAGGCGCCUUCAGGGGCCACAAAGUCCGUCGCAAUCUGAAAGUACAGCACCAAGCAGCCUCCAUCAUCAAGGCGGCAUGGAGGGGCUUCCAGGUUCGGAAGUCUCUGGCCAGCCAAACGAAAGCAGCUACCAGGAUCCAAGCGAUCUGGAGAAGCUUCCGCACGCGUCAGAAGCUGAUGAAUCAGAGGUUCCCAGUGGACCCACUGCCUGAGCCGGGAAGCCCGGACAAGCAGAUCCCACCCCACCGCUGCUUCCAGUCCUGCCAACCAGAGCCCUGCGUCCUCUGUCAGAGCCUAUGGAGGAAAGUCGAAAACGGCCCUGCCUGCCUGGGACUGCUCACGCAGCCCAGCACGAGGACCUGUCAUCUCUGUCAGCGCACAUUCCAAACCAGGCUGUUCUUUGGCCUGGGCCAGGGCCUGGGCAACGAGGGCCUGCCUGGACGGAAGGUGAGCUCUUCGUCCACCCGGCAAUCUCGGCAGCCGCUCAGUCUACACAAGGCAGCUGUGUUGAUCCAGGCCCUCUGGAGGGGCCAUCAGACUCGGCAAGCCCUGAACAAGCAACAGGCAGCGACCAUGCGACUCCAGGCUUUCUGGAGGGGCUACAUGACCCGCAAAAAUCUCACUGAGAAAGUAAUGCUCUUGGGCCCUCCCUUGGCCCCAGGCUAGAGAGCCAAGCCACCGCGACCCUGCAGAUUGGGGGUGGACUGGGGGUGAGGUGACUCUGGAGGAUGAGUCUUUCUUGGGAUGACCUAAUAAAGCCUUC
This is a messenger RNA of Phascolarctos cinereus (koala), 7358 nucleotides long. Lineage: Eukaryota; Metazoa; Chordata; Mammalia; Diprotodontia; Phascolarctidae. The record is from RefSeq and is a predicted model, not a curated record.